ACACAUACGUUUAUUCAUAUAGAUAACUGCGGGUACUUUUGGGCCAGUUAAACAGCUGUUUAACAGAUAACUGAAAAUAAACUCCUUUGUCGGUCCUUGGCGUCUGGUUUCGAGACAAUUUUAAAAUAAAUUCCAUUUUAAGACUUUCUGGGCAUAGACUACGGAUAUAAAAUUCGAUCCUUUAGGAAAACAGUAAAUAACAAUCAGCUCGUGUUACUUAUUACUGGAAUCACACUAGGGUCUUAAUCUAUUUGUAUGGACAGGCAUGCCCGUAUUCAGCCAUGGUGAACAAUAAUGGCAAUGAGUUAUUUGAUUGGUUGACGUUAUGUAUUUAGUUUUUGCGGUUGUUGUUUCUAACAAUGGGCAUAUGAAAAGAGGAUAUUGGAUAGACGAAAAAAACAAAUAUUUUUUCGGAUUUGAAACAUAUAAUAGUACAUUCCUUGUCCCUCUAAAGUGCUUUUAUCCAGAAGCUUCGGGGGCUACCGGUCUGGCACCUGGCUAAGACGUCACCCUGGACUCCACAGGAAGCCUUCCAGUCUUCUGGUCCUCGUGUUUAUUUAUUCUGGAUUGUUACAUCAAUUUCCUCAGAGUGCCCCAUCCCAUCUAUUGUUGGAAAUUAGUGUUGAUUUCUAAACUUUAGUUAUUUAUCUAAUUAAGAAAAUUAAAAAUGACAUGCCUUACGUUUCAGUUGAUUAGAUUCUCUGAACAGACGAUCUAAUUUUUGUAAAAUAUACUUAUUUAAUUAUAGUACAAAUAAAGCAACAUAAAUUACAUGACCAGAUGAUGCUCACGGACAAGAACAUUGACGACAUUCCAUAACGCCAUCUACUCUGCGGAUUCCACGAACUAACUCUCCACUGAAUGGUUCAUGUAGUAUCGUGGGGAUGGCUUCCGACACUAACAUCUUCACAGAAAAGCAUACCAAUAACUGGUUUAAAGCGUGCAUCGCCCUCAAUUUUACAAAGGAAGGAUUGACUGACUUUGUUCUGACGGAAUUACAUAACGUCCAAACAUUAGUUGGUAGAUGUUGUGGACAAUGCUUUAUUCAAAACCUCAUACCGUGUCCAACUCAGGACGUGUGUAAAAAGCGGAAACGAAAUAACUGUUCUUUCCACAAUUCACUACAACCAACGUCAUGCCAAACAUGUCAUAAGGUGAAACAAAAUAUCACAUUGUUACACAGAUUUAAUGGGUCUAGUUGGGCAAACACUAAAGCUGAAAGAUGGGCAAUGGAUCCGUGGGAAAUUGGCAAAUGCUACCUCCCACGGGACGGAUAUAGCAGCGUAUCCUCGGUGCAAGAAUCUGACUUCAAUGGUGUUGUUAGCAUUGUGUUGAACUGCACGCAUUUCCAGACAUGCCUCUCCGCCGCAUGUCUAUCUCCGCCUCCACCUGAUAAGCAAUGCCCGCUAGAAAAGCGAUCCUUGCUCCCUCUAGGUCCGUCAAAUAGGCCGAGAUGUACGCCACACUGCAGACUGCAAGGUCACAGAUGCUGAUCUGCAGUACUUCUUUCUGACACUGACCACCCUACUUGCUGAUCCAGUCCGCUUAUUGCAUGAUACCUCAGCGACAAAAGCGCGCAGGAAACUCAGUGAUUUGCAGAAUGAUCGUCUUUCACUUGUUGAUUUGGGCAAGAUGUUGAAAGAAGCAAAUCAGACCCUCACACAUGCAAAAGAGGCCGGAGAACGUUUUUCCGAAGAGGCUGAAAGGACCCUGAAAGAAGGUCUGAAUACCUUAGAGGCUAAAAUACAGACUGGGAAAAAACGCCUUGAAAACAAAACACAAACUAGUGAACAACGAAUUAAAAAAAAGGCACAUCAUGGUGAACAACGCCUUGAAAACAAGACACAGGCUGGAGAACAAAGCAUUGAAAACAAGACACAGUCUGGAGAACAAAGCAUUGAAAACAAGACACAGGCUGGAGAACAAAGCAUUGAAAACAAGACACAGGCUGGAGAACAAAGCAUUACAAACAAAGCACAGGCUGGAGAACAACGCAUUGAACACAAGACACAGGCUGGGGAACAGAGCAUUGAAAACAAGACACAGGCUGGAGAACAAAGCAUUGAAAACAAGACACAGGAAAGCAUCAACCGCAUAAAUCAAGCAGCUAUUGAAAAGGAAUUAGACGAAUACGAGCGUAGCGUAACAGAUCUUCUCAAGCGAUUGGUGAACCAUUACCGUGAUACCGUUUGCUACGUGCCUCUGUCUACUUUGGAUCCUAGUCUCGAUAAGCACGUACAAUACGUCUAUGCCACUCCAAAAAUACACAGGAUGAAGAUAGAGAAUGAUGGUAGACGCACACAACAGGAAGAAAUAUUUACAUACAAAGAUUGCUUUUAUAGAGGUGAUAAUUUAUGUAAACGUACAUACUUACAAGGCGAGCCGGGAAGCGGCAAGACAAGUUUUGCUGCCAAGUUAGUUGACGAUUGGUGUAACGUGCAUGAGUCCUCGAAUGAAUCUACAAAGGAACAAACGGCGUUUGUUGAUGUUGAUACCCUUCAUAAAUUCAAGUUUCUCUUCUUCAUUUCGUUGCGCGAUUCGAGAGAACAGACACUUGUAACACAUAUGAUACAAACUCAGCUCAUCUACAAAAUCUACGCGGCAGACGAAUGGGAAAGCGCGUAUAAUCUAGUCUUAAAAAUAAUGAGAAAUGUGAUGUAUCUUGUUGUUCGAGACGGUCUGGAUGAGUGGUCUGGUAAAGAAGCUCUGCCAUCUAUGGACGGUAUUCCUAAAGAUCAUUGCAUUGUGCUCACAACUUCUCGACCAUGGAAACUCGCGGAUGAACGUAUCAAGAAUUCUCAAAUAGACAUAUUGUUGGAAGUCUACGGAAUAAUCGAUUCCCAUGGAUUCAGUAAAAUGAUACUACGACAUCUUCUUGAUGAAACAAAGGAUCUUAACGAAACUGUGGAGCAGUUUCAGAAAUUUCUGAAGAGUCGUGACCUUGAGUCGAUAUCAUCUUCGCCUAUGCUGCACACGCUUGUCCUAUGUACCUGGGUAGAUGGUAUGGCUGAGAGUAUCACCGGAUCGUCCACGUGUGAAUUGUACACCACCCUGCUUGAAAAUUUAUGUAAAAAAGCUAACCCACAAAUGAGUUAUUUUGAUCAAUACCACCCAUCACCAGUAAACUUCUUUUCUCGCACGAAGUAUGUUAAACCAAACAUGGAACAUAUAGAGGCCAUAGCAAAAGCUGCGUUCUCAUUUUUGUUUUCAAAUGAAAAAGAAACAUCACUAGUGUUCAGCGACAUUAACCUUUCAGCUCAUGUUUCUGAAAGUACAAAGCAGUUCGCCCUAGAAUCAGGAUUGAUAUCCAAAAGAAAAAGUAAAAGAUGUUAUGAUAAAACAAGCUCGUUUGUUCACAAGACUGUUCAAGAAUUCCUAGCUGCUCUUCACAUCUCCAACAAUACACACGUGAUUGAUGACAUUAUUUCCGAAUAUCUCAAAAGUGAUAGUGAUUCCUAUCUAGUUAUUUCUCAAGUUUUUAUAUUCCUUUGUGGCUUCAACAUCUUGGCUGCUAAUAAACUAUCUGCACUGACGAAUCAGGUCAACGAUGUUCGUGAUGUGUUUUAUCACUUUUAUUUACAAAGCCUCACCCUCUUACAUUAUCACUUUGGUUUCCAAAGCGUCAUCCUCUCAGGUUAUAGGGAGGCUGUGGCAAACAAGAACACUCCAAUAGACCUACAUCUGAGUCGGUUUUACCUUUGGCGUAAUUAUGAAGAUUUGAUCAACAUCUUUGCACUGAACACUCCACGGGCUCGAAUUUUAUGGGUUUCCAAUCAAAGCAGACCUGUAAUAAUACGUUCACAAGACGCGUCGACUUAUCUUUGUCAGGGACCUAGACCCGUCUCAUUAGCUGCACGUGAUUAUGCCGACCCCUCUACAAGAGCGAAGCAGAAAGAAGUCAGAUCGUCUGCAUCUUGUUUGGAAUUCGACGUCUCAACGUGUCACAACCUGGAGUGGUUGGUGCUCGAUGGUGAUGUAACUGUGCAACCGAAUGCACUUUCGAGCUUGAAGAAGUUGAAAUAUCUAAAAAUAGGUAGGGAUUGUAAAUGUGAAGCACUUGACAUAUCACAUAACGAACACAUAGAAUCAAUUUAUAUCGGAGAAGGAGUAAGUUUACUACCACACUCAAUUACUAAUUGUAAGAAUCUAAAAUGUAUUGAAAUACUCUCAGCUUAUAAAGAACUAGAUUUGGCAAUGUUAAAACGAUUAAAUUCGAUAACAAUCAGCAAACAAGUGCAAGUGUUACCGAAUCAACUAAUCAUUCAUAAUAAUCAAGAACUUAGCUAUAUUGGUUUACAUGAAUUUGAUUUCAACAGGCGUGACAAUAAAAACAUUCAUACAUGGUGUUUGCUAAACGGUGCUGAUCCAGCACUGUGUGCAGACUAUACUCCAGUACUGCCCUCCAUAAAACAAAUUGAAUUGUUAAAUGUUACGUGUUCCUCCACCUGGCUACGCAGUCUGCUCACCACACUGUUUACACUCGAUCAUAGUGUGAAGUGUGAUCUGCGGGCACUCAAAGUCAGCGAGUCACCUCAUACAGGCGCAAAUAUAACAACGGAUUUAAACAAUACGUGUACAUUCCAUGUCGAUAUCGAUAGCCCUGGUCUAUGGGAGACUCUGCUCGGUCUGAGUGUCAAGAAUCUGAGUAUUUUGGGUUUGGAUAAUAUUUUUAGUGAAUAUAAUAUUAAUCAUGUAUCGUCAUUGUCACGGUCACUAGCAACCCUCUCACAGCUGGAAACGCUAAGAAUGCAUUUAACUGCAUAUAUCGACCUACCGCUUCCUCUAUCAUUGAAUCAUGUGACUGUCUGUUUUGAUACAUUGCAUCCAUCAGAACUUCGCCAGCUGGUGAACAAGCUGUCUGCACGGACUCACUCACUUGAGUGUAGAGUGGAAUUCGUUUGUCGUCAUUUGAAGGACACAAAUAUGAGACAUAUAAUUCCAUCAGAGGAAUACAUACCCAUCCAACAUGAACUCGAAACUAUGCAGCAUGUUGAUGUGGAACGAUUUCGAAUAUAUGACUAUGCACCUUUCACCCAUCAAUGGUCUGCACGUGACAGUGUUGAUGAUGGUGAUCUUGUUGAUGAGAUUGUUGAUAAUGAAUGUUGUAAAGACUUUAUUAAACGAAUUAAUUUGAACUGGAGCAGUGAGAUUGACGGCCUCAGUCGAAUAUCAAUGCGACUUAAGAUUAAGAUCCAACCGUGACCUAGUAAAGUGUUACAUGUGGCAAGACAUUAAUAUUUACAUGUUCUUGUGUAAGUGAUACAUGUGCAUGACAAUAAUAUUUACAUGUUCAUUGUGCAAAUUGUAAUCAUAUUUUUUUUUAAGUUUUUUUUUCUGUCUCAUGCAAAUAACAUGAUUUCAAAUGUUUUAAAUGUUUGUUGUGUGUCUAACGACGAUUUUAUGAGAUUGAUAAUACUAAUAAGAACAGAAGAAUGCUGAUGGCAAAUGAUAAAUAAGUUUGUGCUGCAUUGUGCAAAUGAUAAGUAAACAUCCGUCUGUCGCCACUUCCUGUUCCCAAACCACCACCGUUGUCCUCUAUUCUGUAGCUGUCAUCACCAGCGUUACCCAUGCUUUGGAAACCAAAGGUAUCGAACAUAUGUUAACUUAUCAGUAACCAAACUAAAAUACAGUGACACAAAGAAGGCACGAGUAUUUUGUUUGAUUAAUGGUUCCAAUGUACUCUGUCAACGCCCACUAAAACUUUUUGAAAAUCUUUCAAUAGAUAGCAUACGCCAACUACUGGUGCUAACUUUAUUUGUUAAGCAUUAACUUUUAUUAUAUCCGUUUCGAAUCCGUAUAGU
Molecule: messenger RNA, 5801 nt
Organism: Dreissena polymorpha
Lineage: Eukaryota; Metazoa; Mollusca; Bivalvia; Myida; Dreissenidae
Exons: 4
Coding region: 1633-5202 (1189 amino acids)
Source: RefSeq, a predicted model, not a curated record